Molecule: messenger RNA, 1308 nt
Organism: Solea solea (common sole)
Lineage: Eukaryota; Metazoa; Chordata; Actinopteri; Pleuronectiformes; Soleidae
Gene: triqk
Product: triple QxxK/R motif containing
Exons: 6
Coding region: 449-703 (84 amino acids)
Cellular component (GO): endoplasmic reticulum membrane
Source: RefSeq, a predicted model, not a curated record
UCUAAAUGUCUCAGUUUCGUGUUUUCCGUUCCUUCUCUGCCACUUUGUCCUCACGUUUCUUUAGCAUACUAGCAUAGUGUUACUUUGGAGUUAUGUAGAUGUAUUAUUUAUAUCUUUUUUUUUUUUUUUACCUUACGUUUACGUUAGCCUUCGUGUUUUGUACGUCUGACAGAUUGGGCAAGGAUUAAUGCUGUUACUGUGCACGACUGUGAAUUGUAUCUGUCUUUCACCCCACGUACAAUGGUUCCUACAUACUCGACAUCUUAUCCACGCUACAGGGUCAAACUACUGCUGCCAUUCGUCCCAGAGGAAUCACACCACCACAAUCUAUGGAAUUCUUCAUAACUGAUAUGGUUAAAAACAGACGACCCCCUCAUGACCAGAUUAGACGCUUAUUGCCCCGCAGGUCAUUUGACUUUGACGCCUCUGAUCUUGCUGAGCAGCAAACAUGGGGAAGAAAGAUGCCAGCGCAACCAGAUUACCAGUCGAUCAGUACAGAAAACAGAUUGGUAAACAGGAUUACAAAAAGACAAAGUCAGUCUUAAAGGCCACGCGACUGAAAGCUGAAGCGAAGAAGAAUUCCUCUGGAUUCAGGGAUGCAUUCCUUGUCGUUGCUGCAAUCCUGUUGUUUGUGCUCUGCGUCUAUGCGUUUUUCUACCUCAACCUGAGCACAGAGAUUGACCUGGACGUGGAUUUGGAUUAAUAAGCGGUGGACUUUGUCCUGACGGUCACAAAUUGUGCUCGGUCUGUAAGCGGUGACAAUUCUCUGUCAACAAGUUCCUGGCCAUUUUUGAGAUUUGAUAUUUUAUUUUCUACAGGGUGAAUAUGCAAUUCAACUGUAAUCAGUACAGUACUGGCAGUAAUAACCUACGUCAAAUCCAUAAAUUGUAUUUAAGUGUUCCUGAAAAUCCUUGAUUCCCUUUCCUUUGACCUCGUGAUUUAUGAUAAAAUCUAUAUUCUGAAACAAAACUGCGCCUGAGUCUUCCAAGCCGUACAGUUGAGCGCAAACUCUUUUAAUCAUAUUCCGCGGAGUCACGUCCCACUGUUUUCUCCACUAAUAGAAAAAUGCAAAUCUCCCGCUGCACCUCUCGUCACAUCAGGACAAACACUUGCCUCACAUUCCGGUGCACAAACGUCUCCUCCAGGAUAGCAGGAGAUCACAAAGUGUGAGAUUAGAAUCCACAAAGCCCUUGUUCUGAUUGAACAUGUGUGCAGAAUACAGAACCACACAUUGUACCUGCAGCACAUACAUGCAGCACUUAGACGUCCGCAGGAUUAGCAUCACAAAUAGGCUGCUGUACUUUCAUU